GGGUGAGUGCUGCCCAUUGCUGGGGAUUGGGAGGCGGCUGCCGGGCUGCCAGCUGUUCUUUCAGCCCGGCCAACCAGCCCCUGGGAAGGAGGAAGUGGCCGCUGGUUCCGGGGCGCCUCUCCCCGGGCUGGCGGCGCCGUGCCUGUCCCUGCCGGGUCCGGCAUCCGAACCUGUUGUUUCGAGCCGGCGACGGCCUCCCCGAGACCCUGCUCCGCGCGGGCUGCCGGCCAGGAGGCGCCAGACCCUCUCCGUUCCCGGAGCCAACGGGGCGAAGCUUCUGCCGAGACCAAACGCCCCUGGAGUUUAAUGAGCUCAUGUUCCUGUGCAAACUUGUUUUUUCUGCACUGAGGAAAAAUGGAUGUGAAAUCUCGAAAUCAUUUGCUUCUGAAUCAAGAAGCAUUGGUAAGAGACAUCAAGACCUCUUACAUUAUGGAUCAUAUGAUUGCCGAUGAAGUACUAACAUUACAGGAGGAGGAGAAAGUAAAAGCACAGACUACACAGAAAGAACGAGCUGCUAUGCUAAUAAAAAUUAUUCUUGCAAAAGAUAAUUAUUCAUACAUAUCCUUCUAUAACGCACUGCUUCAUGAAGGGUACAAAGACCUGGCUGCUCUUCUUCAGGAUGCGAUCCCUAUUAUCUCCUCUUGUAAUGGAAAUAAGUCUAUGGAUGGAGUUACUUCGUAUGUGAGGACAGUCCUCUGUGAAGGUGGAGUACCACAAAGACCAGUUGUAUUUGUUACUCGUCCAAAGCUGGUAAAAGCAAUUCAACAGAAACUGUACAACUUAAGAAAUGAACCAGGUUGGGUUACUGUUUAUGGAAUGGCAGGUUGUGGGAAGUCUGUUUUAACAGCAGAAGCACUACGGGAUCACCAUCUCUUGGAAGAUUGCUUCCCAGGAGGAGUACAUUGGAUUUCUGUUGGAAAACAAGACAAGGCGGGGCUCCUAAUGAAACUCCAGAAUCUUUGUAGUAGACUAGACCAGGACUUCUCUCUUUCACAAAGGCCACCGCUUAAUAUUGAGGAGGCUAAAGAUCGCCUUCGUCUGCUGAUACUACGCAAAUACCCCAGGUGUCUCAUGGUUCUGGAUGACAUUUGGGAUUCAUGGGUAUUAAAAGCUUUUGAUAAUCAGUGUCAAGUUCUUAUUACUAGUAGGGAUAGGAGUGUGACAGACUCGGUGACUGGCAAUAAAUAUGAAAUUCCUGUGGAGAGUGGAUUAGCACAUGACAAAGGACUUGAGAUUUUGUCUCUGUUUGUUAAUAUGAAAAUAACAGAUCUGCCAGAAGAGGCUGAUAGUAUUGUAGGGGAAUGCAAAGGUUCGCCUCUUGUAGUGUCAUUGAUAGGUGCAUUAUUACGAGAUUUCCCAAAUCGUUGGGAAUAUUACCUCAGACAGCUGCAGAAUAAGCAAUUUAAAAGAAUAAGGAAAUCAUCAUCUUAUGAUUAUGAAGCACUUGAUGAAGCCAUGUCCAUGAGUGUUGAAAUGUUAAAUGAAAAUUUUAAAGACUAUUAUAAAGAUCUUUCUGUCCUUCAAAAGGAUGUUAAGGUGCCGACUAAGGUGCUUUGUAUUCUUUGGGAUAUGGAGACUGAAGAAGUGGAAGAUAUACUGCAAGAAUUUGUUAAUAAAUCUCUCUUAUUUUGUGAUCGUAAUGGGAAGUCAUUCCAUUAUUAUUUGCAUGAUCUUCAACUUGACUUUCUCACAGAGAAGAAUUGCGAUCAGCUUCAGGAGCUGCAUAAAAAGAUAGUAAAUCAGUACAAGAAACAUUAUAAACUACAUAUACCUACUCCAGCCCAAGAGGACUGUAUGUACUGGUAUAACUUCCUAGCAUACCACAUGGCUAGUGCCAACAUGCAGAGUGAACUUUGUGCUCUCAUGUUUUCUCUAGACUGGAUAAAAGCAAAAACAGAGUUGGUAGGGCCUGCCCAUUUGAUUCAUGAAUAUGUAGAAUAUAGCCAUAUAUUGGAUCAGAAGGUAUGUGUUAUUAAAAAUAAUCGAAAUAAAAAAUCCAUGAAGAACCUCUCCCGUUUGGUUGUCCGUCCCCAUACAGAUGCAGUUUAUCAUGCCUGCUUUUCCAAGGAUGGACAGAGAAUAGCUUCUUGUGGCGCUGAUAAAACCUUACAGGUGUUUAAAGCGAAAAGUGGAGAGAAGCUUUUGGAAAUAAAGGCUCAUGAUGAUGAAGUACUUUGUUGCGCUUUCUCUGCAGAUGACAGAUUUGUAGCAACUUGUUCAGUGGAUAAAAAAGUUAAGAUCUGGAACUCAAGAACAGGUCAGCUUGUACAGGUAUACGAAGAACAUGGAGAACAGGUCAACUGCUGCCAGUUUAAUAACACAAAUGAUCAACUUCUCUUAGCCACCUGCUCAAAUGAUACUUACAUCAAACUUUGGGAUUUGAACAAAAAGCAUUGUCGAAAUACAAUGUUUGGUCACUUAAAUUCUGUCAGCCACUGCAGAUUUUCACCAGAUGACAAAUAUGUGGCUAGUUGCUCAGCAGAUGGAACAUUAAAGCUUUGGGAAGUGUGUUCAGCAAAUGAACUGAAAACUAUUGAUAUAAAAGACUUCUUCAGAAAUGCAGAUGAACACCAAGAUGAUGUGGAAGUGUUAGUGAAGUGUUGCACCUGGUCAGCAAAUUGUGCUACAAUAAUGGUGGCAGCCAAAAAUCGGCUUUUACUUCUUGAUGUUAUAACCAGUGACUUGAUAGCAGAAGUCCUUAUAAGUCACCAUAGUACAAUCCAGUACUGUGACUUUUGUCCUGGCAAUCAGUUGGUAACAGUUGCUUUAUCACAUUAUUCUGUUGAGUUAUGGAAUACAGAAUCCUUUUUAAAAGUUGCUGAUUGCAGAGGACAUCUGAGUUGGGUUCACUGUGUGACAUUUUCUCCUGAUGGAUCUUUAUUUCUGACAUCGUCGGAUGAUCAGACAAUAAGGAUUUGGGAGUCAAGUAAGGUGUGCAAGUCCUCUGCUGUUGUGUUAAAACGUGAACUAGAUGUUGUGUUCCAGGAUGAUGAAGUGAUGGUUUUAGCAAUUCUCAAUCAGAAACAUCUACAACUAAUUAAUGGAAAUACAGGCCAUACUGACUAUCUGACUGAAGCCCAGGAAUCGCUUAUUUGCUGCUGUUGCCUAAGUGAAGAUCUUCAAUAUGCAGCAUUUGGAGAGGAGAAUGGAACAGUAAAGGUUUUGAAAUUGUCAAAUAAGAGAGUUUUCAAAUCCAGGACUGGACAUGAGAAAUCUGUACAACAUUGCCAGUUUACAUCUGAUGGACAAACCCUUAUUUCAAGCUCUGAUGAUUCAACUAUACAGGUGUGGAAUUGGCAGUCAGAAGAAUAUAUAUUUUUAAAAGGUCACAAGGAAGCAGUGAAGAAUUUUAGGCUUUUGGAAAAUUCAAGACUUCUCUCCUGGUCAUUUGAUGGAACAGUUAAGGUGUGGAAUAUUUGUACUGGAAAAAUAGAAGAAGAUUUUGUUUGCCAUGAAGAUGCUGUUCUUUCUUGUGCUAUUUCACCUGAUGCCACCAAGUUUUCAUCUACCUCUGCUGACAAAACGGCCAAGAUAUGGAGCUUUGAAAGUUCAUCUGUUCUUCAUGAGCUUAAUGGUCACAAAGGCUGCGUGCGGUGCUGCACUUUCUCCUUCGAUAACAAAUUCUUGGCCACUGGAGACGACAAUGGAGAAAUAAGGAUUUGGGAUGUCUCAAGAGGUGAAUUACUUCAUCUCUGCUCCCCUGUUACUGUAGAUGAAGGAGAAUCAACACAUGGUGGCUGGGUAACAGACCUCUGUUUUUCUCCUGAGAGUAAUAUGCUUGUGUCAUGUGGAGGAUAUCUUAAGUGGUGGAAUGUAACUACUGGAGAAUCCUUACAAACAUUCUACACAAAUGGAACAAACCUCAAGUCAAUAUAUGUGUCCCCUAGUUUCAAAGUGUACGUGACCAUUGAUAAUCUUGGUAUUCUUUAUGUGCUACAGAUGCUGGAAUAAAUCCAUUGAGCACAGUGGAUAUUAAAACUCAUGCAACUGAUACACAGAGUUUUGAGCUGGAAACAAAAUUCCACUAAUCUAUUUGACAUUCAUUAAACUGUGAAGUGUUUUUCAGUAUUGCAUUCAUUAAAUGUUUGUAUGUAUAAUGUUUAUGUAAAUUUUUGCAAAUGAGCUUGCAUUUAAUCUUGUUUUUGAUCAGCAUUAUUAUUGUUAAUGGUUUGUCCUUAAAUUUUGAUUUGCAUACUAAGUAUGCACCUUAUUAUUACACUGUUGGUAAAAUUAUAUUAAGUUUUAUUCAGAUAGGGUGAGAUAAUUGUUAGCAGAAGACAUAAUAGGAGUAUAAUACAUGGAAAUCAUAGUUUGUAGAAGUCUGGUGGCAAAUGUUUUCAGGUCAUGAAUGUGACUGUAAAAUACCAAAAAUUAUGAUCUUUUACUAUGCAUGUGUGACAUUGUUUUAAUGAAUACAGAAUGGAAAGAAUUAAUGACUUCGUUAGAAUUUCAUUUUUAGUACAAACUUGGUAUUGUUUGAGGAAUAUAAAAAUAUUUAAGAGAAGAAUCAAGUAGCUCUCCACUGGUACAGCAGCACUGCUUUGUACUACUGUAUUGAACCAUCAUGCUUUCCAGACUUAUGGAGAUGAGGUGCAUUAUAGAAGGGUAGUGAGUUUGGCUUACAUAGGGAGAAGAUAAUUUGCUGCAGCUCCCUUUAGGCACACGCUCAAAGGGUGUUGGUAAUUGCAUUGGUAGAGAUUGUGUACUCAUUUUCUAGUCGGAGGAAAGAUAUGAUAGCCAGCUAAACUGAGAAUGGAAUUGGGUCAAAAGGCUUUUGUUCAGAAAUACUGGCGUCUAUGGUGUGACUAAAAAUAUAGAAUUUUUCCUUUUGUUUAAGUUUAGCUUUCACUCCAGUUUGUGCCAUGAAGAUGAUAAUGUGUGCUAUCCUGGUCAGCUUUGUUUACAGGGGAUCCUCUGCAGAGGAAUCUUUUUUGCCCCCAAAGUAUGUGAUUUUUUUUAACAUAUUUGUUGAUCCUGUAAAAGGUAUAAUGUGUCUGAGAUAUUCUACACUAGCUGCCUUUUUUCUUGACUUAGAUUUUGUGACUAUUUAAUUAAAUAAACUAUUUCUAAUCAAACUUAAAAUAAGCCUUGUUCUAGUAAGUUGAUUCUGACUGUUAGUUAACUUGCUCAGGCAGUAAUAACUGUAAUUUUCUUAUUGUGCAAUUAAUUGCAAAAACCUUUUUAAUGUCAGUAUUUGGAUGUUUAACAUGUUAACGUGUCUUUAUCAAUUCUCAAUUUCAAUAAUUGUUCAUCUUGUAUUUCAGAAUAAAUUUUAAAAUAUUGGUGUUUUUUCAAUGACAACCAAACUUUUUCAUUUCUUCAUCUAUAAUCUUCUGCAAUUAGACUGUAUUAAAGCAAUAUUGAAUACGGGUAAUGUAAUGAAGUUAUACAGUCAGACAUGUAAAAAAAUGUAAUUAAAAAUAAAUGUACGAGAA
Molecule: messenger RNA, 5435 nt
Organism: Trachemys scripta elegans
Lineage: Eukaryota; Metazoa; Chordata; Testudines; Emydidae
Gene: APAF1
Product: apoptotic peptidase activating factor 1
Exons: 28
Coding region: 355-3951 (1198 amino acids)
Biological process (GO): regulation of apoptotic process; apoptotic signaling pathway
Cellular component (GO): apoptosome
Molecular function (GO): protein binding; ADP binding
Source: RefSeq, a predicted model, not a curated record